AUGUUGUUAACGAUCAAACUUUUCGUAUUCAUCCGCAUUGCGCUGACGGUGUUCAUAUGUUCGAGCGCUGCACAAUGCCAGAGCUACUUUCAGCUUCCGGUUCAUGAUAAACGCCGGGUAGAGUACGACUUCAACUUUGCGGACAGCGUAUUGCUGUUGAAGAGUAUACUGGAAGAUAAUCCCGGAUCCGACAAGCAGUCAGGCCAAUUAGUCAUGUCGGCUCCGUCUGUGUUCAGCAGUAAACGCUUGCGCCGUCCCGAUUUCGGCCUUGAUCGUCUGCGCGCGGGCUCGCAUAUAUCCAGUGUUUUCGACGCAACAAAAAAAGCCACAUCUGCCGAAGGCCCCGGCUGA
This is a messenger RNA of Paramacrobiotus metropolitanus, 351 nucleotides long. RefSeq lists its product as uncharacterized. The transcript is spliced from 4 exons. The record is from RefSeq and is a predicted model, not a curated record. NCBI's taxonomy places the organism in Eukaryota, Metazoa, Tardigrada, Eutardigrada, Parachela, Macrobiotidae. The coding region runs from base 1 to 351 and encodes 116 amino acids.